ACUGAGGCAGUCGAAAUGACAAUCAAUUUAGGCGCGAGAAGUGUUAUCGCUGUUUCCCUAUUUUAGUUUUACCGCCUCUCUCUCUUCACCGUCAGAUUCGAAAUCGACGCAGCCAACGAAGAAACCCAAGAGCGAAUCGUGUUCCGUAGCGUCACCGAUAUUCCAAGUGAGGAGAAGAAAUGGAACCACCACUUCGAGCUUCAGGAGGAGCUGAAGUACUUAAAAAUAUGUCUCCUGGAUCAUCAAUUUCUGUUGCAUAUCACCCUCUUUUUGGACCUCAUGAUGAUCUCAUCUUUCUAGAGCUUGACGAGAAACUUCUCCCAGAUCUUCUGCAUGAAAGGGUGGUCUUAAGAGGACAGCCUGAAGAGGAUGCAUUUCUUUGUACUCCAUCCAAAACAUAUGCUAUGAAGUUUGUUGGAACUUCCAAUUCUGUUUUGCUUGUACCACCAGCUAAUCAAUCAGAAUAUUGUGACAAUCUACAAAAGAAUGAUAGUAAUAGUUAUGAGGAGAAAGUUGUUGCACCUGUAAUCAAAGUUGUCCCUGGCAGUAUGGAGCUUGUUGAGGUUGCGCCAAGACUUGAUAAACUUAAAUUGCUUCUUUCAGAGAACCCUUACAGGUUGGAGGAGAAUGACAUGGAAAAUUUAGAAGAGAAUGAAGCACCUAUAACUGGAUUAUAUAGCUGGAAUGAUCUCAUAGACAAUAUUCAAGCUAGUGAUGAGGAAUUAAGGUCUGGACUGCAGGCUAUUUCAGCUGUGGAGAUUAAUGGGUUUUGGAGAUUAGUAGAUGAGAGUUACAUGGACAUGAUUCUGGGAAUACUUUUGAGAAAUUCAGUGUUGAAUGACUGGUCAUUUGAUGCUCUUAAUGAAGAUGAAGUUAUGACAACGCUGGAAUCCGAUGGAUUUCCUAGAGUACUUGCAAGGCAUUGUUUGCGUGUAUAUGGUGAGAAGGUAAAUGAUUUCAUAAACAGCUGUGUCUGGAAGUUGGAUGAGAAGAAGGUAUGCAUACAUUAUGCUAAAAAAAUCCUUAAAGGAGGUAAGAGGAAGUUAGAGAGUUUUAUGGAUGAAUGGAGGCAGAUAACUCCAGAUGGAAUGCAGCCCACGUUUGAUCUAGUGAAAGGAGAGGUAUUGACAGAGAAAGUUGGAGUUGACACAUGGGUUCACGCCUUCAGUGUCUCUUCGCUGCCUUCCACUCCAGCUGAACGUUUCUCCAUUCUUUUCAGAGAGCGGCCGAAAUGGGAAUGGAAAGAUCUGCAGCCAUAUAUCAGUGAUCUAAGUGUACCGGGUCUUUCUUCAGAAGGUUUGCUACUCAAAUACACUCGAAAGACACAGCCAUCGCCUGAUAUGGAACCAGUUUUCAGUGCAAGAUAGUAUGUACUUGCGCAUCUCUCAGUCACUAUUGCUUUACCCUCAUUUGGACUGGCCACGUCCAUAGUACUCGCAUAUAUAAAUUUUGAAUUACCUUGUAUUUCAACCUUUUCCAGUUAUUUUCAUGCACAUUUCAUUUAGAUAUCCAUACUGGAUAGCAUAGUUUACAAUUUAGGACAAGCAAAGCAGAAAGAACUGCUAGAAUGAUGAGCUUCGUGUCUUCCCUUGCAUAUUUGGAAAUUACUGAUGGCUUCUAAAAUGUAGAUCUACCCAAAUAUUGAGACUUGAAAGAAAUUUAUAUGUGGUUAAGCUAUUUGCUUUUGUAACAGAACUGGAUUGCCUAGUUCACUGCAUCAUAAAUAGAUAGUGCGUAAUUGAGUAACUUAUUUUGAAUAGAAUUUUUAUUUUCUAAAACAUUAAUCUGCAUCAAAGAUUGUUUUCACUUGUGGCGAGCUGCUUGUAUUGGAUUUUAAAAACAACCUAAAAAACAGAAAGAACUCUUGAGUUCAGUGCAGUAAACAUGUAUCUGACAUGCCAAUCUUUAAGCUGAGAUGUAUCUUCUGUUUGUAAAUGUAUGAGCUUUCUCUAAAAGAGAUUGGUACAGCCUUGGAUUGUGUUUGUUUGGAUUUCAGUUUAUUUUUCUUGCUGCACUUGUAAGUUGAUUCUUUACACUUGUU
Molecule: messenger RNA, 2041 nt
Organism: Lotus japonicus
Lineage: Eukaryota; Viridiplantae; Streptophyta; Magnoliopsida; Fabales; Fabaceae
Exons: 4
Coding region: 180-1367 (395 amino acids)
Biological process (GO): mitotic sister chromatid cohesion; maintenance of mitotic sister chromatid cohesion
Cellular component (GO): chromosome, centromeric region; nucleus; chromatin
Source: RefSeq, a predicted model, not a curated record